AUGAGCAAAAGCAACACUCCAACGCUCUCAAGAGCUGGCUCUCGUUCCUCUCUUUGGAGAUCUUGGAGCCCCAUGCUCGAGGACUUGGUCAACUAUGAGAAGUCGCGUGAGAAUUAUCCUUGGCUGAUACGUGAUCAUGACCGUGACAUAAGCUAUGACCCGAACCGUUCGAGUCGUCCAAGGCCACUGGCGUCCCUUGCGGAAGACCCGGAUGUUGCGAGCCAGUCAGACCGAUCUGCCAAGUCGUCUGAAGAUUUAGAGCGCCAUCCAAUCCCAGAACCCCUUCUUUUGCCUCAAGACGAGGACCCAGACCUGGUGACCUGGGAUGGUCCCCAUGAUCCCUCUAAUCCACACAACUGGACCAAGCGCAAGAAAUGGCUCUCGACCAUUCUUGUCUCAUGUUUCACAUUCAUCUCUCCAGUUUCCUCAACCAUGCUGGCGCCAGCCUUGCCAGAUCUGGCAAAGGAGUUCAAGAUCUCAUCUGACUUUGAGACAUAUCUUCUCAUGUCCAUCUUUCUUUUGGCUUAUGCCAUUGGCCCAUUCUUACUCGCUCCCCUGUCAGAGAUGUUUGGGAGAGUUGUUGUUCUUCAGUCUGCUAACAUGUUCUAUCUGAUCUUCAACACUGUGUGCGGGUUCUCGAAAACCAAGGAGCAGAUGCUUGUCUUUCGCUUCUUGAGCGGUCUUGGCGGGAGUGCACCUCAGGCGCUUGGAGGCGGCGUGCUGAGCGACUGUUGGAGGAAAGAGGAGCGCGGAACUGCAACCGCCAUCUACAGCCUUGCACCAUUUUUGGGACCUGCUGUUGGGCCCAUAGCCGCUGGCUACCUGACCCAACACUUGAACUGGCGCUGGAUUUUCUGGGUAGUCUCCAUAGCCGACGCUGUGGUUCAAAUUCUUGCGUUCCUGUUCUUGCAAGAGACUUAUCCACCUAAGAUUCUCAAGGUCAAGGCCAGAAAGCUUCGCAAGGUCACUGGUAACAGACUUCUCCAUACCGAAUUUGAGCAGAGAGAUCGCUCCUUCGUUUCUCUACUUUUAACCAACCUGAAGAGACCAUUCAAGAUGCUGUUUACCCAGCCAGCCAUUCAGAUCACAGCUCUGUAUAGGGCGUAUUUAUAUGGUCUUAUGUAUCUAGUUUUUGCUUCCUUCCCCAUGGUCUGGGAACAGCAAUACAACCAAGAGCCUGGCCGUGCCAGUCUGAACUACGUCUCUCUUGGUAUUGGAUUUGUCAUUGGGCUUCAGGUGUCCGGUCCCCUGAUUGACAAGGUCUACACAAUGCUCAAGACUCGGUAUAACCACCCUGGACGGCCGGAAUUUCGCGUACCCCUGAUGUUCCCAACAGCGCUUGUCACACCAGCGGGUCUCGUUCUAUACGGUGUCUCGGCACACCUGAAACUCCACUGGAUCAUCCCAAAUGUCGGGACAGCGAUCUUUUCUGCAGGGCUCAUUCUGUCGUUCCAAUGUGCUCAAACGUACAUCAUUGACUCUUAUGAGCGAUAUGCCGCCAGUGCGACUGGGGCAGCUGCUUUUGUCCGUACUAUGGCUGGCUUUAGCUUUCCUUUGUUUGCGCCUGCUAUGUAUCAACGUCUUGGGAUUGCGUGGGGAAAUGGCCUGCUCGCGGGUACAGCCAUGUUGAUCUGUCUUGUGGCGCCAAUGGUGCUUUGGCGAUAUGGAGAGUGGAUUCGAAGAAAAAGUCCAUACUGCGCAGGAUAG
Messenger RNA from Fusarium mangiferae, 1707 nucleotides. RefSeq lists its product as uncharacterized. Lineage: Eukaryota; Fungi; Ascomycota; Sordariomycetes; Hypocreales; Nectriaceae. Bases 1 to 1707 code for a protein of 568 amino acids. The record is from RefSeq and is a predicted model, not a curated record. The transcript has 6 exons. Gene Ontology annotation, biological process: transmembrane transport. Gene Ontology annotation, molecular function: transmembrane transporter activity.